AUGGCCGUACGAAACAAGCGUACAAGAACAAAGACGAGAAGGAGGAGGAGGGAUCUUGACCAAAUCAAAGCCGACCUUACCUGCCCAAAGCAUCUCGAGGGUUACAAGAACACCAAAUCCUCGGAGGACUUACCGGGCUCCGGGCGGUGGUAUUGUGUUGAAUGUGCCAAGUGGUUUGAGACCGAAUCAACCCUGCUGGCCCACCAGCGGAGCAAAUUUCACAAACGCAGGGUCAAACGACUUCAAGAGACUCCAUAUACUCAAAAGGAAGCUGAGGCUGCGGUUGGUCUCCAGACGGAUAACACCGACCCAUUGAAGGUCAAGCACGAAGCUGGGAAUGAGAUUGAAAUGAUGAUCUAA
This is a messenger RNA of Scedosporium apiospermum, 360 nucleotides long. RefSeq lists its product as uncharacterized. NCBI's taxonomy places the organism in Eukaryota, Fungi, Ascomycota, Sordariomycetes, Microascales, Microascaceae. Gene Ontology annotation, molecular function: nucleic acid binding; zinc ion binding. The transcript is spliced from 3 exons. The record is from RefSeq and is a predicted model, not a curated record. Bases 1 to 360 code for a protein of 119 amino acids.